AUGCCCUGCGACGGGCCCGCCCCGCCCCGCAAGGACACGGCGACGCCGAGCGCCAGGAACAGGCUGUGCCCGGCCCGGCCCGGUCCGGCCCCCCCGGUCCCUCCUCGCCCGGCAUCCCCCGGACCCUGCCCGUCCCCCGCGUCCCUCCUCACCCGGCAUCCCCCGGACCCUGCCCGUCCCCCGCGUCCCUCCUCACCCGGCAUCCCCCGGACCCUGCCCGUCCCCCCCAUCCCUCCUCGCCCGGCAUCCCCCGGACCCUGCCCGUCCCCCCCCGUCCCUCCUCGCCCGGCAUCCCCCGGACCCUGCCCGUCCCCCCCCGUCCCUCCUCGCCCGGCAUCCCCCGGACCCUGCCCGUCCCCCGCGUCCCUCCUCACCCGGCAUCCCCCGGACCCUGCCCGUCCCCCCCCGUCCCUCCUCGCCCGGCAUCCCCCGGACCCUGCCCGUCCCCCGCGUCCCUCCUCACCCGGCAUCCCCCGGACCCUGCCCGUCCCCCCCAUCCCUCCUCACACGGCAUCCCCCAGACCCUGCCCGUCCCCCCCGUCCCUCCUCGCCCGGCAUCCCCCGGACCCUGCCCGUCCCCCCCCGUCCCUCCUCGCCCGGCAUCCCCCGUCCCUCCUCGCCCGGCAUCCCCCGGACCCUGCCCGCCCCCCCCAUCCCUCCUCGCCCGGCAUCCCCCGGACCCUGCCCAUCCCCCCCCCCGUCCCUCCUCGCCCGGCAUCCCCCGGUCCCUCCUCGCCCGGCAUCCCCCGUCCCUCCUCGCCCGGCAUCCCCCGGACCCUGCCCCGCCCCCCCCAUCCCUCCUCGCCCGGCAUCCCCCGGACCCUGCCCGUCCCCCCCCGUCCCUCCUCGCCCGGCAUCCCCCGUCCCUCCUCGCCCAGCAUCCCCCGGACCCUGCAAGGUUCCCCCCAUCCUCCUCGCCGGCAUCCCCCGGACCUGCCCGUCCCCCCCGUCUCCUCCUCGCCGCAUCCCCGUACUCCUCGCCUCGGCAUCCCCCGGACCCUGCCCGUCCCCCCCGUCCUCCUCGCCGGCAUCCCCGGUCCCUCCUCGCCCGGCAUCCCCCGGACCCUGCCCGCCCCCCCCAUCCCUCCUCGCCCGGCAUCCCCCGGACCCUGCCCAUCCCCCCCCCGUCCCUCCUCGCCCGGCAUCCCCCGGUCCCUCCUCGCCCGGCAUCCCCCGGACCCUGCCCGCCCCCCCAUCCCUCCUCGCCCGGCAUCCCCCGGUCCCUCCUCGCCCGGCAUCCCCCGGACCCUGCCCGUCCCCCCCCCGUCCCUCCUCGCCCGGCAUCCCCCGUCCCUCCUCGCCCAGCAUCCCCCGGACCCUGCCCGUCCCCCCCGUCCCUCCUCACCCGGCAUCCCCCGGACCCUGCCCGUCCCCCCCCGUCCCUCCUCGCCCGGCAUCCCCCGGACCCUGCCCGUCCCCCCCCGUCCCUCCUCGCCCGGCAUCCCCCGUCCCUCCUCGCCCAGCAUCCCCCGGACCCUGCCCGUCCCCCCCGUCCCUCCUCACCCGAGGGAUCUGCCUGCUCCCCCCAACACGGCCGUGGCCUGGCAGCCUCUGACAGCAGGAGAAGCUGGGCCAGCUCUACAAGUUUUGCCGUCCCAAGCAGUGAAAAGAACUGCUGCCAUGGACGGCGACAGGAAGAAGCUGCCGUCGAUUUGCCGCCACAGCCGGAGGAACUGCCGCCCCUUUCUCACUGCCACCCCACGCACCCGCUUGGAACGCUGGGGCCUGGAGCCGGCCCUGCCACGGAGCGGGAGUCGAGGACUCCUGACAGCAUGA
Messenger RNA from Dermochelys coriacea (leatherback sea turtle), 1776 nucleotides. RefSeq names its product basic proline-rich protein-like. The record is from RefSeq and is a predicted model, not a curated record. Lineage: Eukaryota; Metazoa; Chordata; Testudines; Dermochelyidae. The transcript is spliced from 3 exons. The coding region runs from base 1 to 1776 and encodes 591 amino acids.